UUUGUGAGUCGAAGGAGGCACAUCAGUGUGUCAGUGCGCAGACGACCACACGACUACCGACACGUUGUUUUUUUCAUAAUUUGUGGAUAUUUCUACCGCAUUGUUUCGAUACAGAGGACGUGUUUACACACGGACAAGUGACCCACAAAGUGACCCAGGCGCUGUCGCUUUAAAGCGAACACCUCCCCCUCCCCCCAAGUAUUGAAGCCCCCCCCCCCACCCCAAGUAACGCAGAUAACAUGGACGGAUUCUACGACCAGCAAGUCCCUUUUAUGGUCCCACCCAGUCACAAGUCUCACGUGGAGGAACCAUCACACAACAGGCCACUGAACGACAGGAAAAGGAAAUUUAUCGACACAGAACUCGCCCAGGACACAGAAGAACUCUUCCAAGACCUCAGUCAGCUGCAAGAGAUCUGGAUAGCAGAAGCCCAGGUACCUGAUGACGAACAGUUUGUCCCAGAUUUCCAGUCGGAUAGCUUGAUGUUUCAUGGCCCGCCACCAUCCAAGAUCAAACGAGAGCUGACUCGCUCCAAAGAGCUUUCUCCCUGUCGCCAGGACAGGAGUCCCAUGCCCUACGGAGAGAAGUGCCUUUACAGCUACAGUGCCUGUGACAGGAAGCCCACUCCAGGGUUCAAGCCAUUAACUCCCCCCUCAACACCAGUCUCUCCUUGUGGCCCCACCAGCACAGCAGGAACGCACCCACUGAGUGAGCAGACUCCCCCUCCUCACCCCCAUGUAGCCAAUCCAACUCCAGGGUCACGUCCGGUGCACGUACAACAGCCAAUAACAGCAAGUGCACGCCCUCCCAACCAGCAAGCGCUCCCAGUCCACAGCCACAGCCCGCCCUUCGCCGUGCCCUGUGCACCCAUCAGCCAGGAUGCCAACAACUUCACACCUGAGCACAGGUUCCAGAGGCAGAUGUCAGAGCCAUGUCUACCUUUCCCCCCAUCGGAGAGUCAAGGGCGCCCCCAGUUCUUGCCCCAGCCUCCCAGCAGCAGCAACAACAGUCUGCCACGUGACGGACGGCCUCCGUACCACCGGCAGAUGUCAGAGCCACUGGUGGCUGUGCCUCCCCAGGGUUUCAAGCAAGAGCUCAUCGACCCACGAUACACCGAGCAAGGCGUCCCCACCAUGGGCCCCCCAGGCCCCCCAUGUCAGACUGCUUUCCACCCCAUGGCCAUCAAACAGGAGCCCCGUGACUUCUGCUUCGAUUCUGAAGUGCCUAACUGUCAGUCAUCGUUCGGGAGAGCGGGGAGCUUCUACCAAAAUAACCAUGAAAGCUUCUCCUUCGACAGAGAUUCUCAGCUGUACUUUGAUGAUACCUGUGUGGUCCCUGAAAGAUUAGAAGGUAAAGUAAAACAGGAAGCCUCUGUGUAUCGUGACGGACCUCCCUACCAGCGCCGCGGCUCCCUGCAGCUCUGGCAGUUCCUGGUCACUUUACUGGAUGACCCAGCCAAUGGCCACUUCAUAGCCUGGACUGGUCGUGGCAUGGAGUUCAAACUCAUCGAGCCUGAGGAGGUGGCUCGUCGUUGGGGCAUCCAGAAGAACAGGCCGGCGAUGAACUAUGACAAGCUGAGCCGCUCGCUGCGUUACUACUACGAGAAGGGCAUCAUGCAGAAGGUAAAGGUGGCUGGAGAGAGGUACGUGUACAAGUUUGUGUGUGACCCCGAGGCUCUCUUCUCGAUGGCCUUCCCCGACAACCAGAGGCCCAACCUGAAGGCUGACCCGGACAGCCUGCCGGGGCUGGAUGACGACACUGUGCCCCUCACCCAUUAUGACGAAACCGCUCCCUACCUGCUAGACGCUGGGGAGCAGUGUGUGGCAGGCUUGCCCUUCCCAGACGGCUACGGCUACUAACAAGCAGCAGGGUCCUGACGCACAACACACACGUACACAAACACUCCCAAAGUCUCUCGGCGCCCACUCUUAAAAUCCAGCGCUGGACCAGCUGAGCUGCUUGGAAGGAAAACCUUGCACUCUGCUCCUUUAUGGUUCCCUCUCCCACUCCUUGGAAAACCUUCAUAAAACUCUGUAAGCUCCCCAGCUAAGAAUGAGUGAGGGAAGAACCCGCGACAGCUCUUCUACUGCACCAUCAUACGAAAGAGAGAGAGAGAAAGAGAGAGAGAAGGGAGAGGGUUGUGAAACCAGUGAAGGUGAACUGGACUCGGUAGCCCUGCCCACCUUACGCGCGUCCCAAAGUAAGGCAAGGGGCCGCUGUUGCUAUGGAGACCAAACGAAGCGCGGCCACGGCCCGCCAAAAGUAAAUGAACUGACAGACCCGCCCCUUGCCCCUUUGUACAAGACUGCAAGAGUUGUUACACUUCUGAUUUUGUGACAAUCUGCUUUUCUUAAAAACAAUCGAAUAACCAACAGAGUAAAAACAUUACUAAUCUAAUGAGGUAUUUGAGAUGCAGCAUUAUUCUAUAGUUGCCUUUUUGGGACCCCCCCUGCCCCGCCCCCCCAUUUCCAUGUCACCACAUCUGAACUACAAAAUCCGUGAAAGGGCUUUAAUUCGCAAAAAACGGAUUCACAAAACACACAACAUAUACUGAACCCACAAAUCGACGUGUUUUCUGUAGAUAGGACUAGAAUUUUUUUGUAACACGCCAGCUCUUCUACAGUUUUGUUGACUUUAGAGAACCAGAACUCUCAGGUUUCUGGGGCGUUGCUGUAUUUCGGGCUAGUUGGUUGGGAUGCUCUCUUGUGUAAAUGUUACGUUCUUUAAUCGUUCUGCCCUCGUAAGAGAUUGUAUCUGCUUCCCUUUAGAGACUGCACCCCACAGUAGGAGGCCACAGUUUAUACAGUACACUCCCCUCAUCUCUGUUCACCACUGCUGGGUCCUUUCUAUCGCUCAAGUUUAGAGAUGAUUAGCACUACACCUCCUACAUUUCAAAAGGGACACAUAACACAAGUACAUAUUUUCCCAUUGAUAAUUCAUAAAAGCCUAAGAAGUUAUGAUGUAUGAUAAAUGGUCACAUUGCUCCUUUUUUUUGUAUUUCUGUCUGGAUGCUUAAUGUUUCCUUGGCAGUGUACUAGUUCCUCUGAUGCACCAGUAUGGCAGGAGCAUCAGGAUGUUGCAUGCGAAAAAAAAAGAACCCUCUUUUGGACACCUCUCUGCCAAUCACAAGCUGUCAACAGGAGACCUCUGCUUCUCUUUGCAUGGUGUAAUCAGUCAAGACUGUGUGUCCACUAACAUAUCGCUUUACUGUCUUUGGACAAAGAAGAUAUUUGUGAUAUUCUCUGCAUUUUUUUUGUGUGUUCAUUAUCUCUGUUUCUGAAUGGGGGCAAAGACAAACUUAUAUAAAGUAUAUAUUUUUGCUAUAAGGCUGCAUUUGUUUUGAUUUUAAUGUAUAAGCUGUAUAGGUCUGGCUCUAAUAGACAUGUACCUUUUUAAAAACCAAUCUCAGUCCUUAUGAUGCUACUACUGCAGACUGUUUCUUUAAGAGGCCUCUGUAUUGGGUUGGAAAAUGGAGGAGAAGAUGUUGUUAUCAUGCCUGUAGAAGUGUGCCACGGUGAAGACACACAUGAUCAUGGCAUCCACCCCAGGCACAGGGAUCGUCUGCACUUGUACAGGCUUCAGCCCACUCCCCUCACAAUGUGUUUCUUACACUGCUGAGUUUAUAAUAAUCUGUACUGGGUACAAUAAACGGUCCCCUAUGCUUCA
This is a messenger RNA of Toxotes jaculatrix (banded archerfish), 3666 nucleotides long. It is a transcript of the gene etv5a, whose product is annotated as ETS variant transcription factor 5a. Bases 240 to 1859 code for a protein of 539 amino acids. The transcript is spliced from 13 exons. Gene Ontology annotation, cellular component: nucleus. Gene Ontology annotation, molecular function: sequence-specific DNA binding; DNA-binding transcription factor activity, RNA polymerase II-specific. The record is from RefSeq and is a predicted model, not a curated record. NCBI's taxonomy places the organism in Eukaryota, Metazoa, Chordata, Actinopteri, Toxotidae. Gene Ontology annotation, biological process: regulation of transcription by RNA polymerase II; cell differentiation.